Messenger RNA from Branchiostoma belcheri (Belcher's lancelet), 2861 nucleotides. Its product is annotated as mitochondrial dynamics protein MID51-like. The transcript is spliced from 7 exons. Gene Ontology annotation, biological process: positive regulation of mitochondrial fission; mitochondrion organization. Lineage: Eukaryota; Metazoa; Chordata; Leptocardii; Amphioxiformes; Branchiostomatidae. Bases 74 to 1570 code for a protein of 498 amino acids. The record is from RefSeq and is a predicted model, not a curated record. Gene Ontology annotation, cellular component: mitochondrial outer membrane.
UGGAUACUGCCUGGACAAUUUGAUACUGUCUUUUUGCCACCGACAGGGAUCUGCUUGGAGGUUAAGUAGCUCUAUGCGAUAUGCCUGUUUGGUUUCUUUCAGACCUGGGAGACUAACGCUUAAGCUACCGUGUGGCAGUGACUUUUUGUCAUGUCCAACUCAGACGACAUCAACUUAUCCUGCUGACACAGUUACUGAGUACCCCCUCUCCCCCCACACUACACCCCCCCCUCAGGACACCCCCCUGACAGCCAUGGCCUCCACACGGAGCAGGGGGGAAGGAGGGCUGCUGUACUGGGGACUCAAAGUGCUCGCAGGUGCAGCAGGGGCUGCUGUGGUGGGCGCUGCCGCCUGGGCUGCCAAAAACUUCUACGAGUCUUCAGACGCCGAACCUGGGCCCCCCCAUGCACGCCCCUGGCACGAGUCCGAGGAGUCCAGCGACGAGGACACACGAGAAAAGGCGAAGGGACGUCUGCCGAGGUCCAACACAGGAUCGCCCUACAGAAAACCCCCCCAGGGGAAACAGGGCAAGAUGGACAGGAAAACCCUCCUGCACAAACUAACCCGUUUCCAUGACAACGUGGUGGAGAUUCCGCAGAACGAGGUCGACAUGGCGAAGGAGGUGACGCAAAUCGUCGCCACGGCGAUUCGAGACUUCAUCCGGACGAAGAAACCGGAGCUUCCGCUGGGCGAACUGUACGCGGACGGACACGUGUACGACGGACUAAAGGUGAUCCGAGCGGACCAGACGACGGUGGUGGUGCCCAUGAGUCUGGACGUCAACAUGUGGCAGCUGGUCCCCGGGGACGAGACCGUCCUCUGCGUCCCAGGAUGGUGCCUGAUCCGCCGGCAGAACGUCGACUACUUCCCCAUGGGCAGCAGCGGGUGGGACCACUUUGUGAUAGGGGGGUACCUGUCGCCGCGCGUGGUCGGCAAGAUGUUCACUCGGCUGGUGCAGGAGAGCAUCAACUGGCCUUCGCUCAGUCACUGCUUCGGAUUCCAGGUCCGACCGAAGAUGCGAGGGCUGACAGCCGCCCUGGACGUGUAUUACGGCAGCGACCUCCAGCACCGCCUGCGCGUGACGGUCACACCAGCCAUCCGGUUCGAGAGCCUGGAGCUGGUCGCCACGCCGCACCCCGCGCUCCUGCGGACCGAGCGCCCAGACGGCGUCGAGAGUUUCCAGAACCUGUGGCGGGAGUCGUUCAUGGAGGCGGAGAGGAUCAAGCUGGAGACUCUGGAGGACGGUGUCGGGUGUCACCGCGCCUGUCUCAGGGUCGUCAAGGCCGUCACCGAGACUAACACGGAGCUGCGGGCGAUCAGGUACGAGCACCUGCUGCACCUGAUGUUUCACCUGUGCGACAAGGAGACCAGGUGGCAACCUGACGACCUGGCAGACAGAUAUGAGGACAUGCUGCAGUACCUGCAGGGCUCGCUGGCUAAGGGGGCGCUGCUGCACUACUUUGAUGAGAGCGUGAACCUGUUUGCCGACGUCGACACGGAGACGCUGCAGACCGCGCACCGCGUCUUGACCCUGGCCGUGGCGCACCCCGCAAGCCUGCUGCGCAGAUGAGACACCUGCAACACCUGCAGCUUACCUGGGACACCUGUACAACACCUGCAACACCUGUACAGUUGUACAUACCUGUAAAACACCUGUACAACACCUGUGGCUUACCUGUACAACACAUGUAGCUUACCUGGGACACCUGUACAACACCUGUAGAGCUGUACAUACCUGUAAAACACCUGUAGAGCUGUACAUGUGCAGAGAUGAGGCGCCUGUGACACCUGCACACACCUGGGACACCUAUACACACCUGUAGCACACCUGGGACACUUGUACAGACCUGUAGCACAGCUGUAUAUACCUGUACAUUUACGGAGAUGAGACACCUGCACAACUGUUCACCUGGGCUACCUGUAACAGCUGUGCAGAGCUGACACACCUGAGACACAUGUAUAUACCUGUAGCACACCUGUACAGCUUUGCUUAGAAAUACCUGCAUUACCUGUAUAUACCUGUAGUACAUCAGAUUCUGUAAAACUGUGCAGAGAUGAGAAACAUGGACUACCUGGAUAUCACACCUGUAAAACACCUGUACAGUGGGACACCUGCGCUACUCUCUACCUGCUUCAGGUGCAAUAAAGGCUUUUUAUAUGAUAGCAAACUACCACAAGUGACAAUGUGUGGGCAAACUGCCACAAGUGACAAUGUGUGGACAAACUGCCACAGGAGACAAUGCAUGUGUGGGCAAACUGCCACAAGUGACAAUCUGUGGGCAAACUGCCACAGGAGACAAUGCAUGUGUGGGCAAACUGACACAAGUGAAAAUGUGUGGGCAAACUGCCACAAGUGAAAAUGUGUGGGCAAACUGCCACAUGUGAAAAUGUGUGGGCAAACUGCCACAGGUGAUAAUGUGUGGGCAAACUGCCACAAGUGAAAAUGUGUGGGCAAACUACCACAAGUGACAAUGUGGAGGCAAACUACCACAAGUGACAAUGUGGAGGCAAACUGCCACAAGUGACAAUGUGUGGGCAAACUGCCACAGGUGGCAAUGUGUGGGCAAACUGCCACAAGUGACAAUGUGUGGACAAACUACCACAAGUGACAAUGUGGGGGCAAACUGCCACAAGUGACAAUGUGUGGGCAAACUGCCACAAGUGACAAAAACAUUUUGGCAGCUUCACAUUUAAGAGCCAUUACCUAAACUAUUUAUUAUUGAGAAAUGAUAAUAUAGUCACAGUAAGUAUAGUAUAGAAAUAGAUAAAUAUGUCCAUAUUUGUGUAUAUAAUGUUACACCUGUUAAUAAAUCCCAAAGUUAACAAAUUGUCGGGUGUCUCAUUUUAAUUUAUGAUUUCUC